UGAUGAAGGGUCUGGAGGUCAAGGCAUAUGUGGAGCAGCUGAGAUCCCUGCGUUUGCUCAGCCCAGAGCAGUGGCUGAGGGAGGCUUUGUGGUGGCUGCACACAGGGAGCAGAAGGGCAGUGCUGAGUUCUGCUGUCUGUGACAGGGCCCAAGGGAAUGACAUGGAGCUGUGCUAUGGAGGGGCAGGUGGGUGUUAGGAACAGGGUCUGCACCUGAGGACAGUGGGCAUGUCUCCAAACCUGCAUGAGUUCAGGAAGCUUUUGGCCAGCACUCUCAGACAUAGGGUUUAGGUCCUGUCUGGAGGCAGGAAUUGGACUCUGAUCCUUCCAACUCAGGAUAUUCUGUGAUUCAUGCAACACUUUAUGAGAGUGUAAAGUUACUCUCUUGAUUUUGUUGGAGUUUCCUUGCCCAUGCAAUACUGGCAUAGCAUGUUUGCACAGAAUAUUUCUUGGGGUUUGCUUGGACGUAGGACAUCCAAGUUGAAGCUGCUGAAGGUAUGCAGUAACAUCCAAUUCCAAAUGUAUAGGCAAUGCUCAGAAUAUUCCUGCAGGAUAUUUCUAACUGAUAAAAAGAACAAAUAACCAAACUAAGUUAGCCUGAGCACACAGUAGCCAUAUUUAAACAUGUCUACAGCUUUUCCUUCUGCUGCAAUGCUUUUGUACUCCUUAGGCAGUUCUCUUUUAUCUGUAAAUCCUUUUUGUCAGAAGGAUGAGAGAGAUCCCACAGGGAAAGCAGUUGCCAGCCAGGAAUUCUCAGUGCAUCAUCAUCUGUCAGCUUUCCAGUCAGCUUUGUUCAACAAAGCACAUGUGGCUGUUGAGAGACAGCAUUGGUUCUGGUGUUUGACAGUGCUCAUUGUGGGCCAAGGUGCAAGCAGCAAGGCAGGUCAGACAAGUUUCACCCACACACUGUGCUGGGCCAGAGGAAUUAUUUGGUAAGAUGUGUACUACACAGGCCUGAUGUAGAGAUCUGGGGAGUGUCUGGCUUGUCUUGUAGAUGCUUCCUAACUCUGUAGGUGAUGAGUUAUUUUGAGGUUUAAAACUCUGAUAGGUGGUCUGGCAGAGUUAUCUGUUCAGAUUAAGACACUACCAUGCUCAUCUGCCUGCUUUACCCUGCUGCUAGUACUACCACACUUUGAUGGAAGAGCCUCCAGGUCACAAGCUGGCAUAUUAAACAAUUACCUCCUUUAAUUGUUGUGCUCUGCUAAAGCAAUCGUGACCUCAGGCAGCUGGGAGAAAGAACACCUUAAGACAAGGCUGAAAAAUAUACCAGAUCUUGUUGGUCAGAGCUUCUGGACGUGAGCUGUAAGCAGAGAGUCUUUGCCAGACCUGCCUCUCCCUGUGUCCCUGUGGGCUUGAGAACAGCCACUGCUGCCUUUGCUGGUGCCACAGAUUUUUGGUCACCCCAGAGUCCUGCUGCUCAUUUGAAUGGAAUAUGGUUAUUGCAGUCAUUUUGCUUAGGAAGGGGAAGGUAUGUACAAAGUACGUACAAAAUACGUACAGAGAAGCACAUAUAGGGUAUGUACAAAUAAAUUUUAAAUUUGGUGAUACAGGGCUAAGCAAAAAUUGAGGCCUGCUCAUUGGAAAGUGAAUUUCUGAAGAAAAUUCUCCUCGGGCUUUUCUAGUUUGCCAUUAUGAAAGUGGUUUAAGAUCCCACCAUGCUGUUCUUAGGUUUUAUUGUUUAUUCUGUUUCAUCAGAAACCCCAGAUAUACGUAAUAGAGGGCAGGUUGAAAUAUUUCACUAUAUGAAGAAUAAAUUGAUGCAACAGAGUAAAAUAUGAGAGCUUUUUUAAUACUAAUUUCAUUAAGAAAUUGUGUGAAUGUGCUAUUGCUGUCUUUGUUUGUCCAUCUGUUUGAUGCUGGAAAAAGGUUGGAAGCAGGAUUAAGAUCUCCUGCUUUGUUCAGCUGAGUAUGUCAAGUGGAAUUUUGUUACCAAAAUGCUGCCAGAGUCAGUCAGCCGUAGGACACAAGUCCAGCUGAAGUCAAGCCUCAGCAGUCCGGAUCUUUACACAAAUUCUUACCUGGCGGUUGAUUUAUUUGUUCAGCAAUGGAUUAAGCUUUAAACAAGUACAGGUGCUGGGGAUGUGCCCUGCCCACCUCCUACGGGUUUCCAGUAGGCAAUGUCAGUUUCGGUUCUGUCUUUGAGCCUUUGCAUUCCUGCUAUGAGAGACAUCUUGCAAGAGAAAUUAACAAGCACAGCUGGGAUAGAUGGUUUCUUGGGCAACGGCAGCUGAUCCUGUUGCAAUUACAUCUGAAUACCUUUAAAGUUAUGUUCGUUGAGAGAACUUAUACAUUUUUUAUCUUAAAGAUCAGGCAUCCUUGCUGGAAAAUGGAAGUUGGAGUGGUUUAGGAUGCAUUUGAUGAAGGUUUCAAAAGGAAACAAUUUUGAGCAUUUUGUUUCCUGCUUGGUAAGAUUUACCAUUUCCUGGGAGAAGUUAACCAAGUCCAUCAAUCUUCAGUGUUUAAUUUUGUUAAUGCAAUUUUGCUUUGAUUUUCUAUUUUUUAAUAAAUACAAUGUAACGGCUCAAAGAUGCAAAGUGAAUAAUAAUUUAAACAAAAUCGGAGCAUUUGAUUUCAAAACCGGCAAGUAUCAGCAGUACUUGCACUCUGCACAACCCAGGAUCACGGGUACUGCAACCUUCAUACGUACGGCGUGGUCGAGGAGCAUUUUUCCCAUGAAAUAUAUUCGGCGGCGGGGCUAGAGAAAGGCGCGGUGGCUGGAAUUCUAUCGAAGGGCGAAACGCUCUGCGUAGCAGCCCUUUUUCCUCCCUCGACACGUAAGCCUUUCUCAGCCCCGCGCAUUUAGCAGAAUUUGGGGUCCAGAGUCCAGCGCGGCGCGGCGCAGCCUGCGGAGAGGCGGCUGAAGAACAAUGGCUUCCUUCAGCAACCUGACUAUUGGUAUCGCUCUUGCCAGUUUUACCAUAUUCCAGCUCCUGUUCCAUGUUUUAAGCUCUUGGGUAUCCGCGCGGAUAACACCUGGUUUUAGCAAUCUCAGCCAAAAAAGGAAGAUUGAAUGGAAUUCAAGGACAGUGUCCACAUUCCAUGCCUUGGUGGUUGGUGGAUUUUGUCUGUAUAUUUUGUUGUACGAUGAAGCUGUUAAUGCUGACCAUCUCUGGGGUGACCCUUCAAUUGUGAAACUGAAUAUUGCUAUUACCACAGGCUACCUCAUUUCUGAUUUGUUGCUUAUUAUUUGCUACUGGAAGGCAAUUGGUGACAAAUUUUUUGUAAUACAUCACUUGGCAGCUCUGUAUGCUUAUUAUUUUGUACUGAGCAAAGGUCUGCUGGCUUAUUUUGGGAACUUCCGUCUGCUUGCAGAAUUCUCCACUCCUUUUGUCAAUCAGCGGUGGUUUUUUGAAGUACUGGGAUAUCCCAAAUCUUCAAAGGCUAACAUGAUCAAUGGUGUGCUGAUGACAGUUGUGUUCUUCGUGGUGAGGAUUGCCGUCAUGCCUAUGUAUUACAGCCGUGUACUUUCUUCGUUUGGAACUGAGGGUUUCCAGAGAUUAGGAUUUGCAGCCCAGAGUGCCUGGAUUAUCUCAAGUGUUGUCUUGGAUGUUAUGAACUUGAUGUGGAUGGUCAAAAUUACAAAAGGUUGCUACAAAGUUAUUUGUCUUGUUGGACAGGAGGAAGCCAAAACUCAUAAAAAUGGAAAAUCUGACUAGAGAUCAUACGCAUAAACAGAAAUUUCUGCUAUGAAAAUUAUUUGGGUUCACUGAACCAGUGCACAUUUCUGCCAUGGAAUGCUCCUCUUAAGGAAACAAGGUAUUACCUCUGUACUGACCUUACUCUUUCCCUAGCCACACUGCCUGCGCACCCAGGGCCACGCUUUAAGGAUCUUCUCCAAUGAGGAAUAGAAGCAAACGUUCACAGAAAUGAAUGCUACAUGUUCUGAGCACUUAACAAACUACUGACAUGAGGAAGGAGCAGACUGGUUACUUGGCUGUUGUCCACCAGUGUGUCUGAAGUGUUUCACUCAGGUUUCUCAGAUUAAUGUGUUUUAUAAAUCUAGUGAAUAUUGAUAUCUCUCUUUUAUAAAAACAUAAACAAAGCUCCCCAAACUCAUGAUAUGGUGCAAUUUUCCUGGCAAGUUUCUAUAUUUUCUUCUAGGAAUAACAAUCAAGAUUUCAUUCUUGAGGACUUUUUAAUUUUUGCAAGAGAUGCUAAAAGUCUAGCUCUGAUUCUGUGAAGUCUUUUACUGCUUUUUGUUCUGCCUUGUAGGAAUGCAAAGCAUUUGGGGAAAUUUAUGAAAUAAUUUUAUCUAAAAUGCUGUAUUAUAAGACCAUACGAGAUAUCUUAAGAAUGGUUAAAAUUCUCUGAUUUUUAUAGGGAGGAUUCAUUUCUGCUUUUUUAGAUUGCAUGCAAGAGCACAUCUACUAAAUCAGCCGUGGAAAUGAGUUCAUAAGUUAGUAUGGUAAAUUAUGUUUGGGAACAGCAUAAUUCUUACUGUAGUGCUUUUUUCCUUUGCUGCUACUGCCUUUGAGAAGUAUUGCAACUCUGCUCAGAGUUAACCAUUGACUUUUGGGAUAUGAAGCUUACUUAGAAAAAGAUAAAAUUAUUCUGUAUAUGUGCCAUGGAACUUACAAUGAGCCUUUUUUUUUUUUUUUUUAAUCACACAAGUGACCCAUUAGAUAUGAUUGCUGAUUUUUAUUGUCAUGUUUUCCUUGUUAAUCACAUCUGAGCUGUUGACUAAAGAACACUCUUGAAUUAACAGUGCCAAACUUCUUUCAACCUGUGACAUACAGUGACAGCUCACAUCUGUAGGCACAACAUUUUAUUUUCAGAACCACAUAUUUGUCAAUAGGCACUCUGUUCCUCCUUCUGCAGACUUAAAACUUGGAGGACAUUGGAGAGAAAUCUUAGUGUCUAGGAGGAAUGCUCUCAAUCCAAAUUGUAUUAUAAUUUAAGGAAUUUUAUUUUUUUUUAUGAUUUUGAGAGCAGUAUUUGUGUAUAGUUUUGGUUCUGUUUUGCUUACUUUUAAUCGUAUCUGAAUUGAGGUUGAUUAACUUCUGUUUCUUGUUUUUUUUUUUUUUUAAUUAUUAUUUUUGAACAUUGUGUUGUUAGUUAUACCUUCUAACAAAGUGUGCUAAAUGUACACAUUUUCACUUGGUACUUCAGUACACAUACCAAGUAUUGUAGCAGACUGUGUGUAAGAAAUUUAUUUUUAAACAAAGAGAGGAAUAUUUAUGGGCUAUUUUGUUUUCCUUUUUUCCUGUUCCCCUUAACAAAGCUGUGUGGAAUCAGCCCUCACCUCUGCAGUCCGCAGUGUCAGUGCACCAACGCUACGAUGCUUUUGAGCGAGAAACAGGGUUUGUUUCCCAGGAAUCAGAUGUCAGUGAGCCCCAGAGAGAACCCCAUGGACUUAUAGCCAAGGCAGCUGUGUUGAGUUCCCAGUUCCAGGGAUGUCAGAGAGUAUUGUUUGAUAUGCACAAUACUGGCUUUUAUCCGCUUGGUUUCACUGGGCAGACGUUUUCCAGUACUGUUUCCAAUCCUGCCCUCUUGAGGGAGAUGUCUAAGACUGCUUGUUCAGUUCUACAAUCACCUUCAAAUGAAGUGAAUUCAAACGUUUUGGAGAAUAUGCUUGAAAGUAGAAGUAUCCUUGUAUUUUAUUCAGGAAGUAGGAUGAAAAACUGGUAAGGAAGAUGAGUUGAAGCAGCUUUUAAGAUGAAAGCUUCUCAAAGUUCAUCUCAACUUCACAUUAAUCUUUGACAUCUCUGUAUCAUUUUGUUUUGCUUUAUUUUCAGUGUAGAGCAUUCACUAAAACAGUCGGUUUGCUUUACCUCUAGAUAGAUUUGUGCAUCAUAGGGGGGAAGUCAAGCUGUAAUAAGGUUGUUUUAUAAGUAGAUUGGAAAUGGAAAAACAAGCCUGCAGAGUACAUACUGGGCAACAACUCAAAAUAGAAGGGCAUUGAGGUAAUUCUUUAGAAGACGCAAUGUUUUGGAUUGCUGCAUGAAAUUAACGUAAUUAAAACAGCAUUUUACAAUGUAUUCAAUUUCAUUUUUGUAUUGUGAUAUUUCAGUGUAUUACUGUUCAGUUCUGAUGCAUCUACUAUGUGUGAGAAGGCAACUGUCUAAGGAAAAAGCAUUAUUAACACUUGUCUAUUUAGCGAGAACUGUAGUCAGCAGUUUGCAAAAUUAUAUUGUAUUGAAUACAUUAGGAUAGAGCACUCUUGCCUACCACUACAAGUUUAUAACAUAGCAAAUUAGAUGGCCUUGGCACCUAUUUUUUCAAUUACGCCUUCUUAAUUUAAAAAUGAUGUUGAAAUAUUGACAUCAUUUUACGUUUCAAGCUUGUCUCUUUGCUUUUUUUUAUGCAAGAAGUGCAUGAUUAGUAGGAUUUUCAUAAAUGUCAUCUCCAGAAUGUAAUAUUACUUUAAUAGUGACUUAAAACUUCUAUUUUGACACUUGCAUUGUAAAGCAGACAGUUGGUAUAUCGCCAGGUGACUUUGCUGUGGACGUAUUGAAUGGAUGGAAUUAGCUCAGUAAAAAUGCUCAAAAAUCACAUUUUAUUUUUUAUAUUCUUCAGUACUCCAUUACAUAAAAUUAGUGUGGUGAUCAUGAGAGUGUCUGUAUGUGCUGUAUUUAAGUAUGCCAGUUUCUCUAUGGUUUUACUUUGUCAUCAGGGAUGAAUAAAUACCGCUCUCAGAGCUACUAUAGGGGAAUGGCAGGUCAAGUUUUGCUUUUAUAAUUGAUUUGUGGAAGCAGUACUUGCAGAGGGGAAAAGUACUUCAAAUCCUCGUUUUCUUGGUGAGCGUUCCAGCGGAUUUCAGUGAAGUCAAGAGCCUUAUUGCUACAGAGAUGUUUAAUGGGUAUCUGUACACAUAGUGAUACAAACUUUAUCUCUGAAACCUACUCUACCUCUAUAAGUAAAUGCUCUUUUGAGUGAGCUCAGCACUUUCUUAAUUGCUUAAAAAUAGAAUCUACUGAAUAAUGAAAGUUAUUCUAUGAGCAGGAUAAAUGAGAGGAGCUGAUUGAUGUAUAUAAAUUCUUAUCAAUUCCAAAUUUUAUGUCAAAGUUUAUUAAAAAUAAAUUAAUUACAAUGUUUGGAAGGUAAUCGCUUUCAUCUUUACAUUGAAAAUUAUGCUGAAGCAUUAUUCAUACUGAAAAAUUAAUGUUAAUCUCUGAGUAAAAGCUUACUUACACAAGUGAGCAGAUACGUUCAAGCAUAUUUAAAGGAGGGAGGUGGAGGAGAUGCUGAGUACAACUGCUGCUGUGGCUGGGACAAUGGUAGAAUGACAAGCAGCAGAAAGGUUAUGUAUUCCUGUAUCUCUGUAAUGGUACAAAGUGAAACUAAAAUUUCUUUUCAAGCUGUGUAAAAAGGCUUCUAAGUUGUUGAUUUCUGUAUGAAGACGACUUGUGUGUGUUCAAGUAUAUGUACAUACAAGCUUUCUGUGAAAGGUCUUUUAGUAGAAAAGUUUGUGAAAUUGUUUUGUAAAGCUUCUGCUGAGCCAUUCAGGGGAAAAUAAAGGGCUGACUCAAAAUUACUCCAGCUGAAGGUCUAUUACAGUGUUCAGCAAUGGGGAAAGCCAUGUAGAGAGGAACUAGAAUUUUCAGAUGAGCAAUACAAAUGUAGAAGGCUGUGAGAAGUAUGUGUAGCCCUCUUUCCCAUUUAAUAAUAGCCUUCCAUAGAACUUCAUUAACCAGUUGCGAGGAACUUCACAAGGCAGGACUUGUUCCUGGUAAAGUGUCUCUACCCAUGGAAUGCAUUUGACAGCUGGAGAAAGAACAGUACUUUGCUGCUGAGGUCCUGGCACCAGUCAAAUGGAAAAAAAAUUAUUAAUAUUUACUAACUUUAACAUUCAUCCAAACCCUGGGUGAAAUCUCUUUGCUGGACAGGUGAAGGUCAUAUGAUUUUCUGAAAGCAACUUGAAAAGUCUUUUUAUGGAGGAAAGAAAGAAAGAUGUGCUGCUUGGGAUGUUUAGAACUCUGGGAUUAAGCAUCAGAUCAAUACUUUUAGGUGAUAACACUUAUGAUUUCUUAUCCAUUUAAAAUCUCUACUAGCUACCUCCUUCGGCAUUCUUGCUCUAUUUAUAAUAACCAAGCACUUUAUAGCUCAGUAAAGAAUGGAAGGUAGCUAUGAAGAAUAACUUGUAUUGUUUGGUAUAAGAAAUAUUUUGUCAAAAUUCCUUCUGAGAUCAGCUUCACGGUGGGGUGUCCUAAGAGGGCAUCUGAUAGCAAUGUACAUAAAUUUUUAAUCUACUUGUAAUAUAAAGGAAAUGUCUUUAAGAGAGUGGUUUAUGAGGAGUUCAGCAUGCCUCGGUAUCAACCAUAUAAUGAUGCAGUGUGCUAUUUAUAACUUCUUAGUCAUUGAAAUUGAAAACAUAAAAACAAAAUAUUCUGUAGUGUAUCUUUAUUUUUAAUCUGUGUGUGGGAUGUCAAAAACUGUACUUGUCUUGUGGAUGGCACAUGCCUUUAUGAGCCUAUAAAUAUUUAAGUAUAUGAGAAAAUGCACCCGAGUGGAACAUGUUGCAUGGAAAUUGUCUUCUAAGUUUAAAUAUUUUGUUAUUGAAAAAAUUCUGAUUGUUUAAAUGCAACAUUUAAAUAUCAACAGUAAGCUCCAAUACAGAGCGUAACACUUUGAAUGCAGUACAGGAGAUGUUGGUUUUGUUCAUUGUAACACUAUUCAAGUUUGACAAGAGAAAUCCAUUAUAUUAUAGGGAGAGGGGGGAAAAGGGCUAAUCCUGAGCUCUGGUAUAAUUUGCACACUUAAUACACUUACAUGCAAAUAUCCUGGAUUUGUUUCUAGCAUGCAUAAACCAGUGUUUAAUGUCUACAGAUACCUAUAUGGGGAGAAUGAUUUAACAUGUAAGCACAGUUAGACUGCUGCAAAAGCAAAUUACAAUCUGUUGGGAACAUGUGAGUUAUGAUUUAGGCAUAAGUAAUAGUCAGUAAUUUAAAAAUGUUCAUGUAAUCUUCAAGAGAGACUCAACAAAUAUGGUAUACCUCUGCUCUGAUACAGAGCAAGGGUGAAAACUGGAUGUUCUUCCAGGCUGAUUUCUGGAAAACCAUGACAAUCUGGUCUGCAGAGAAAAGAUUGAUACUGUCACGGAGUGUUAGGAUCAUAUUAUUAAAUUCAAAUAGUAAUGCGGCCUGAUUGUAGUAGCAAUCCUUAUCACUGCACAAGGACUUAAGAAUGCAAUAUAACAAUUCUGAAGAUUGGAUACAACAGUGAACAGGUGAAGUAAGGUGAAUGGUUAAAUACAAUGCAUUUAGAUUUUCCUUUUGCUAUAAAAUUCUGAAUUGUGUUUGCAUUUCAGUAUACUGUAGAGCAUUUUUGUAUUUGGUUUGAACAGUCUAGGAGCUUGCAUUAUAUUGGGUGAUUUUUUUUCUUUGGUAUAUGCAAUAAUGUCAAUGAGCAAUAAAUUGCAUGAUGUAUGCAAGGUAUUGUUACUUCAUAAUAAAAAGAACAGAGUUGCUUAUUUUGUGAAUUUUUCUUUCUUAUUGUGGUAAUAGCUUAUGUAUCUAUAAUAAUAAAUGUGUCAUGAAAGAAUGACUUGCUUUGGGUUAAGCUGAGAAACAGUUGGCUUGUACAGUACCUUGAAGUUGCUGCACCUUGCUUUAUGUGCAGGGGGAGGAAGGGGGUCUA
Molecule: messenger RNA, 9575 nt
Organism: Lagopus muta (rock ptarmigan)
Lineage: Eukaryota; Metazoa; Chordata; Aves; Galliformes; Phasianidae
Gene: TLCD4
Product: TLC domain containing 4
Exons: 7
Coding region: 2867-3655 (262 amino acids)
Biological process (GO): lipid homeostasis
Cellular component (GO): endoplasmic reticulum; membrane
Source: RefSeq, a predicted model, not a curated record